UAGAAGUCAAAAACAUAAACCCUAAAUAUGCAGUAGCAAAGAAAAGACGAAAUGGUGUAAAACUAAAACCCCAGAGGCGGAGGAGGGCUGAAGAAGUAAAUAGGCCAUGGCUACGAGUAUGAGUACUAGUAAUAGUAGUAGGAAUGGUAAUAUGAGCAUGAACCUUUCCACCACCUCCAAACUCAGCAACCAAACCCUAAGCAAUCCAUUUCCAUCCAAAGAAUGCGGCAACUGCGGUGCCCAAGCUGCCCACUUUCUCCACCAAGUUCGUCUUCUGGGCAUCCUGCGCCGCCUCUGCACCUCCUGUGUCCUUCGCCUCCACCCCUCUUCCUUCUGCCCCGCCUGCUUCACCUUCUAUUCCGGCUCCCCUCCCCAUCCCUCCAGGCGUGUCGCCUGCUCCAACUGCUCCUCCUUCACCCACUCUCACUGCGCCGGAGACACCUUACUCUCCUCUUACCUCUGCCCGCCCUGCAAGGACUCCUCUUUCUGUUUUUUUCCUCUCAGUGACAAUAAGGUUGACAAGAAGCUCGCUCUAGCUUUGCUCUGUGCCGCCAAGAUUGCCGCCUCCUCCAUGGGGAAGGCCGUCACUGUAGCCUGGGCCGAGGCUGACAGGAAGGUAAGGGAGGCGGCGCUUGCAAGAAAGCGGGCAAGGGAGGCCCUCGAAAAUCUACUCCUUGUUACUAGCAAGGACAUGGCCAGAAAGAAGGAGCAUGAGAAUAAUGUCUCCGCGGAGUUCUCGGAUGCCUAUCUUGCCAAGGUUGAGGACUUGCACAUAGACAAGGCUGAUGGUGAUGGAGAUAUAGAUGUUGAUCUUAUGCGCCAUAUAGAAGAUAGUCUUGUUAAGGUCGAGGAUAUUGAUUCUAAACUCAAUUGAGGUUUUUUUUCCUGGAUGCUUCAAGCUUGAAACAGAGGCUGUACAUUGAAUUUGAUUUCUUUUACUAUACUUGCAUUACAUGUUCGCAGCCGAAACUUCGAUAAGCGACAACUGGUGGUUUGCAGAUGGGUUGAUGUACUGUUGACGCUGAGAGUUAUCUUUGUCACUUGCAUUGUUACCAUAUGAUU
Messenger RNA from Durio zibethinus, 1062 nucleotides. RefSeq lists its product as uncharacterized. The record is from RefSeq and is a predicted model, not a curated record. Lineage: Eukaryota; Viridiplantae; Streptophyta; Magnoliopsida; Malvales; Malvaceae.